Messenger RNA from Gavia stellata (red-throated loon), 1773 nucleotides. RefSeq names its product family with sequence similarity 117 member B (gene FAM117B). Bases 1 to 1773 code for a protein of 590 amino acids. The record is from RefSeq and is a predicted model, not a curated record. The transcript is spliced from 8 exons. Lineage: Eukaryota; Metazoa; Chordata; Aves; Gaviiformes; Gaviidae.
AUGUCCCACCAGCGCGUGAGGCGCAACGGCUCCCCGACCCCGGCCACCUCCCUGGGGGGAGGAGGCGCGGCGGCGGCGGGUGGCGGAGCGGGAGCGAGCAGCCGCCUCCAGCCCAUGCGGGCCACGGUGCCCUUCCAGCUCAAGCAGCAGCAGCAGCAACAACAUGGCAGCCCCACGAGGAGCGGCAGCGGCGCGAGCGCCCCGGGCGGGGGUCUCCCACGCGCGACGCCCGCCUCGCGCAGCAUCAGCCCCACGCGCGCGGCGCCCACGGGCAGCGGCGGGCGCGGCGGCCCCGCCAUGGCCACGCAGACGCCGGGGGGAGGGGGAAGCAGCGCCGCUGCCUCAGCGGCCGCCGCCUCCUCGCGGGGCAGCCCCACGCGUGCCGGCGGGGCGCGGGGGAGCCCCCCUCGGCCCCACCACCUACCGCCACCUCCCCCCCCGCCGCCGCCGCCGGGUUGCGGGCCCUCACCUUGCUCUUCUCCGGUGCCUCCGCUGCCGGAGGGCAGCGCGACAGCGGCGGGCAGGGUCCGGCACCGGCGGCACUCGCCGGAGCAAGGCAGGAGCUCCCCGGAGAGGAAGAGCCCCAGCUCGCCCGUCUGCAAAGCUGACAAAUCAAGACCACCUUCAUCAAGCCCUUCCAGUAUUAUUCGCCGGACUUCCUCAUUGGAUACACUUGCUGCUCCGUACCUUGCUGGACAGUGGCCUCGUGAUAAUCACGGACAAGCUGCUCCAUGUAUGAGAGACAAAGCCACACAGACAGAAAGUGCCUGGGCUGAAGAAUAUUUAGAAAAGAAGAGAAGCUCACACAAACGUUCAGCAUCAUGGGGCAGCAAUGAUCAACUCAAGGAGAUUGCAAAAUUACGUCAACAAUUGCAGAGAAGCAAACACAGCAGCCGACAUCAUCGCGACAAAGAAAGACAGUCUCCAUUUCAUGGUAACCAUGCAGCCAUUAACCACAGUCAGGCUCCCAUCCCAAAGAGUGCUCUUGUUCCUGUGAUACCUAUUACCAAAUCAACAGGAUCACGAUUCCGAAACAGCGUAGAAGGACUGAAUCAGGAGAUUGAGAUAAUAAUUAAGGAGACCGGAGACAAAGAGGAACAGCUUGUUCCUCAAGAUAUUCCAGAUGGGCACCGUGCACCACCUCCGUUGGUUCAGCGUAGCAGUAGUACUCGCAGCAUUGAUACUCAAACGCCUGGUGGAGCAGACAGGGGUAGUAACAGCAGCAGCCGCUCCCAGUCAAUAUCUCCAACCUCAUUUCUUACUAUCUCUAACGAAGGCAGUGAAGAAAGUCCAUGUUCUACAGAUGAUCUUCUUGCUGAUUCCAGAGAUAAAGAGAAUGGGAAUAAUUCUCCCUUGCCAAAAUACGCUACCUCACCAAAACCCAACAACAGCUACAUGUUCAAGCGUGAACCUCCAGAGGGCUGUGAAAAGGUGAAAGUCUUUGAGGAAAGCUUGCCAAAGCCAUUGCAUGAAAUUCCAGCCUUCUACUGCCCUGACAAGAACAAAGUGAAUUUCAUUCCUAAAAGUGGCUCUGCUUUCUGUCUUGUCAGCAUCCUCAAGCCUCUUCUUCCCACACAGGAUCUCACACUUAAGGGCACUACACACAGCCUGACUGUCUCCUCCAGCAUGACGCCCAGUUUGUUACAGCCCAUUUCUAUGGCCUCUUUGUCAACAAACACAGAUCAAGACAGGAUCUCUCGUGGAACAAGUACAGUAAUACCACAGACCUCUAUACUUCAGCAGACGGGACGUAUUGAGGAAGCUGAAGGAUAG